Molecule: messenger RNA, 2403 nt
Organism: Macrosiphum euphorbiae (potato aphid)
Lineage: Eukaryota; Metazoa; Arthropoda; Insecta; Hemiptera; Aphididae
Source: the annotation of a GenBank genome assembly
AUGGCUGCAAGUAAUAACAGUGGUAAUAGAUCUAACGGAAACAGUGGCAUAGGGCUAACUGGUCAGAUUUCGGAAUUUAACAUUAAAGACGACGAUUUCAGUGCUUGGGUAGAAAGAUUCGAAUUAUUUAUAUUACUAAAUGAGGUUAACGUGCAUAAGAAAAAAUUAAUGUUUCUUACAUUUCUGGGUAACGACGGCUAUUCAUUAUUAAGAGACCUAUGUAUACCUAGUAAGCCUAUCGAUAAGGGAUAUGACUCAUUAAAAGAAUUGUUGUCAAAUUAUAUUAACCCGAAACCAAACUUGCUCACGGAACGAUAUAAAUUCAAGGAGAGGAAGCAAAGAUCUGAGGAAACAAUACACCAGUUUGUUGCAUCUUUAAAAAAACUUUCACAAUUUUGUGAAUUUGGUGUAAACUUGGACGACUCGCUAAGGGACCAAGUAGUUUAUGGUAUCAAGGAUGUUCAUAUUAAAAAGCGUUUGCUGUCAGAAACGAAGUUGACAUUCAAAAGAAGUGUGGAGCUAUCUUUAUCAAUGGAAGCUGCAGAUAAAGAUGUAUCAAAAUGGGAAAGUCAAGAGUUGAACUAUCAGAAAUUCAUGAAGACAAAAAACAACAAAUCAGUGAAGGACUGGGGCAAAGGAAAACUGAAAACCGAAAAGAAGGAGUCAUCGAAGGGUAUGUCUGGCAAGAUUGUGUGUUUUUGUUGCGGUGUUGUUGGUCACACUAAACCAAACUGUAAGUAUAAAUCACUUGUAUGUUCAAAUUGUUCCAAAGUUGGACACUUGAAAAAAGUUUGUAAAAUUAAAAAGAGUAAUGUUAACUUAUUGGAACAAGUGAAUAAUAAUUUAAAUGAUGAUUUUGGUGACUUAAAUGUUAUGGAUAACAUAUAUCUUUUAGAUUCUGUUGAUUGUAAUUUUAUUAAGCCAUUUAAUAUUAAAUUGAAUGUGGGUGGAAAUUUAAUAAAUUUUCAAAUUGAUACCGGAUCCUCUAUUACAGCUAUAUCGUAUGAUGAAUUUAUGAAAGUUAAAUUUAAGACCAAAGAUUUAAUUAAUAGUGAUAUUAGUUUAAAAGGAUACACUGGUACAUUAAUUGAACCAGUAGGUUUUUUAAGAGUAAAAGUGUUAUUCAAAGACCAUGUUGUUCAAGACUUGAAAUUAUAUAUAAUUAAAGGAGGUGGUCCGCCUAUUGUUGGUAGGGAUUGGAUUGAUAGAUUGUCUAUACCGUUAACAGAUAAAGUUUAUUCACUUACAUCUUAUAGUCAUGAUAGUAUUUUUAAAGAAUUUUCUUCAGUAUUUAGUACAGUUUUAGGAUGUUAUAAACCAAAAACUUUUAAACUAUAUUUAAACGAUAAUGUUAAGCCAGUAUUUUGUAAACCAAGGGUUUUACCCUUUACCUUAAAAGAUAAAGUAAGUAAUGAAAUUGACAGACUCAUUAAUGAGAAAUUGUUAAUUCCUGUUGAGACAUCAGAGUGGGCUACCCCAGUAGUUCCAGUAGUUAAAGGGGAUGGCACUAUUUGUUUAUGUGGGGACUAUAAGGUAACUUUGAACAAAUUUCUUAAAGUAGAUAGAUACCCGAUUCCGAGGGUGAGUGAUUUGAUGGCUACGUUGCAAGGAGCAUCAAAAUUUUGUAUUUUAGAUUUGUGUCAAGCUUAUCAACAAUUAUUAUUAGAUGAAGAUUCUCAAAAGUUAACUACGUUAUCAACUCAUAAGGGGCUAUAUGUUUUUAAACGCAUACCAUAUGGUAUAGCAUCUGCACCUGGUAUUUUACAGCGUGAGAUGGAAAAUGUAUUAAGAGAUAUUGAUGGUACAGUAGCUUUUUAUGAUGACAUUAUUAUAUCUGGUAAAUCAGAAGAGGAAGUAUGUAGUAGACUAAAAGAGGUGUUAAGUAAAUUGAGUUUAGUGGGAUUUACUGUUAAGAAAGAGAAAUGUAAAUUGUUUAAAGAUAGUGUAACUUUCUUGGGGUAUAAGAUUGAUAAGGAUGGACUUCAUGUUCCAGAAACGAGAGUUAAGGCUAUAACAGCUGCACCUAUUCCUUGUAAUGUUUCUCAGUUAAAGGCAUUUUUAGGACUAGUUACAUAUUAUGGUAAGUUUAUUAAGAACAUGUCGACAAUAGCAAACCCAUUAUACAAAUUGUUAAAAAAUAAUACUGCAUAUGAGUGGGGCAAUGAUCAAAAUAAAGCUUUUGACGGUAUUAAAAAAGCGUUAUUAUCUAAAGAAAUAUUAAUUCACUACAAUCCGAAAUGGCCUAUCAUAUUAGCAUGUGAUGCUAGCCCGACUGGGAUUGGAGCGGUUUUGUCCCAUAAACUACCAGAUGGAUCUGAGAAACCAAUUGCAUUUAUUUCGAGAACUUUGAGUAGUUCUGAACGCGGUUAUGCUCAAAUUGAUAAGGAAGCGACUGCUUUAUAG